AUGACUUAUUUUGUGAUUUUUUUAGGAGUUUGUUUCAUGUUGGGGACUUUGGCUGUAGCGUCUAAUCCUUCGCCGUAUUAUGGGGUGGUGGGGUUGGUGUUAGCGUCUGUGGUAGGGUGUGGGUGGUUGGUGAAUUUAGGGGUUUCUUUUGUUUCUUUGGUGUUGUUUAUGAUUUAUUUAGGGGGGAUGUUGGUGGUUUUUGUGUAUUCUGUUUCUUUAGCUGCGGAUCCGUACCCAGAGGCUUGGGGAAGUUGACGGGUGAUGGGGUAUGGGUUAGGUUUUGUUUUGGUAGUUUGUAUGGGAAUGGGUUUAGGGGGGUUUGUUGAUUUUUGAAAGAUUGGUGUGACUACAGUUGAUAGUGGGGGGAUGUCUUUUGUUCGGUUGGAUUUUGGUGGGGUAGCAGCGUUUUAUUCAUAUGGGGUGGGGUUGUUUUUGGUAGCUGGGUGGGGUUUGUUGUUGGUUUUGUUUGUUGUGUUGGAGCUUGUGCGCGGGUUAUCUCGGGGUGCGAUUCGGGCAGUUAGG
This is a messenger RNA of Coturnix japonica (Japanese quail), 522 nucleotides long. Lineage: Eukaryota; Metazoa; Chordata; Aves; Galliformes; Phasianidae. The record is from the annotation of a RefSeq genome assembly.